AUGUCCUACAGUCAUGUCAUGGAUGAAAUCUUUGCCGAGAGAAACGCGAGGUUUGAGCAGUAUGGUAUACACGAGAAGCGAGAACAGUGGAAUGCGUACAAUGAACUAUUGCGCAGUACAUUCGAAGAAUGCAUAGAGCACAUCAAAAGGCCGAGGGCUGUAAAGUCUUUUCAGUAUUGGAGUGAUCUUCCAGACGACAACAAAAAAAAAUUCAUUCUCGAGAUCUAUGCGUGGGAAGAGAAUAAUCAAGCGGAAAGGAACGGAAAAUAUCUGCCUAGCUUAUUGCGAGUUCGAAUGUGGAAUGAAAUUCAGGUCUACUUGCAAUUUGCUGUGGCAAGAAGAAACGACACAACACGGACUGGAGCACCGCUCGUUUACUACAGCCUUGAAGAUUCGCACAAAGAUUUCCACCGUAAGUUGGAUAAAUUAGAGCGAAGGAAUAAAGCCGCGGCGGAGAAAGAACUCAAUGAUCCUCGAAGGGAAUCUCAAGCAGUAUUCCAUCGUAACCUUCGUUGA
Messenger RNA from Psilocybe cubensis, 516 nucleotides. RefSeq lists its product as uncharacterized. The coding region runs from base 1 to 516 and encodes 171 amino acids. The record is from RefSeq and is a predicted model, not a curated record. NCBI's taxonomy places the organism in Eukaryota, Fungi, Basidiomycota, Agaricomycetes, Agaricales, Agrocybaceae. The transcript has 3 exons.